Peniophora sp. CBMAI 1063 is the source of this 816-nucleotide messenger RNA. The record is from the annotation of a GenBank genome assembly. Lineage: Eukaryota; Fungi; Basidiomycota; Agaricomycetes; Russulales; Peniophoraceae.
AUGUCUGACCUCCCUGCCUUCAAAGACGAGACCCGCACGUCCUACACCACGCCUCCGAACCCCGGUUGGAAGAUCGGUCAGAAGGUCGACGCGACGCCUGAGGGAAGGGCAUGGCUCGAGGGCGAGAAGGCCGGGUGGAAAUUCCUCGACACGAAGGAGGCUUCUCCCAUUGAUCUGUACAAGCUCUUCGUGAGCGGCGUUGUCCCCCGACCCAUCGCCUUCGUCUCCUCCGAAGCCGAGAACGGCACGCAGAACCUCGCCCCAUUCAGCUGGUUCAACACCGUCACAUCCAACCCUCCCACCAUCUCCGUCUCCGUCGUGAAUAUGGGCAAGCCCUACAAGGACACAGCGGCCAACAUCCGCGCCACGAAGCAGUUCGUGGUGAACAUUAUCUCCGAGCCGUUCGUGCAGAACGCGAAUGCGACUUCCAUCGAUACACCACCGGAGGUCAGCGAGUGGGCAUUGAGCGGUCUGACGCAGGCGCCGAGCAAAUUCGUUAAGCCGCCGCGCGUGAAGGAGUCUGCAUUUGCCAUGGAGUGUGAAGUCUACGAGAUCGUGGACAUCAAGAACCCCGACACGGGCGUCGCAACAACCACGUUCGUGAUCGGCCUUGUCAAGGGUGUACACAUCCGCCAGGACGUGCUCUCGCAAGAUGGCAGCACGAUUGACAUCAGCAAGUUCCAGGCCGUCGGACGCUUAGGCGACAUCAGCUACGGUCGCAUCGGCGAGGCGUUCCGAAUUGGACGCCCGAGCUACGAGGAGAACAAGGAGCUCAUCGACGGACUCGCCAAGGGAGUAAAAAUUGCACAUCUGUGA